Messenger RNA from Hibiscus syriacus, 2094 nucleotides. RefSeq lists its product as uncharacterized. The record is from RefSeq and is a predicted model, not a curated record. Lineage: Eukaryota; Viridiplantae; Streptophyta; Magnoliopsida; Malvales; Malvaceae. The coding region runs from base 1 to 2094 and encodes 697 amino acids. The transcript is spliced from 5 exons.
AUGCUUAAGGCUCAAGAAGAUAUGCUAUCUAAGUUGGCAAAUUUGUUGGAAGGGAGAAACCCGGAACAUGGAAAGGCCCCUGAGCAAAUGACUGGAGAACCACUUUAUCCUCCAGGGUUUACCUCGGUACAGUCUCAAAAUGUCCAAGGAACGUCUGUUCCUACCAAAGUGCACAUAGAUCCUGUCGACGUUGCUGUGAAUCUUCAACCAGGACCUAGUUCGCACCCCGAAGAAAGUCUCUGUCACCAAGUCCUGGACCUUGAUAAAGAGGCCAAAAAGAAUGAAAACAAACACUUUCGGGAACAAUUCGAACAAUUAGCAAGUGAAGUUCAGGGAACGGUGGCACCACCUCAAAAUGACAAUAGACAAGGGGCAAGGGACCCGAGGAGAGGGAGGCCUCAAUUUGAUCCAAUUCCUGUGACCUAUAAGGAAUUAUUUCACGAUUUAUACGAUCAACAUCUAGUCUCUCCUUAUCAUGUGGUACCUAUACAACCUCCUUAUCCCAAAUGGUAUAAUGCUAAUGUUAAGUGUGAUUACCAUGGUGGGAAUCCUGGACAUUCCAUUGAAAAUUGCACUGCAUUCAAAAAGGUCGUUCAAGCUUUGAAAAGGAGGAAUGUUAUCAAUUUUGGUGACAGUGAACAACCAAAGGUAGCCCAAAAUCCAUUGCCAAACCAUGCUGGAGCCGGGAUUAACACAGUCGCUGAAGAGAAAGGUAAGAGGAUUGUUAUGGAUGUUAGUGAGGUGGAAUCACCCAUGCUUUGGGUAUGGUGCCAAAUGGUUAAAGUGGGAUUGUUGAAGCCUAGUCUAUCAUGUGACCAGUAUAGCAGUGAAAAGGUGUGCCACUACCAUAAUUGCGCAGGACACAAUAUACAACAGUGUCAUGAUUUCUUAAAAUUGGUACAAGGGAUGAUGGACAAGAAAGAAAUCGAACUCUUCAAAGAAUUGACUAAAAAAGAAAAAGCGGAGAUUUGCGCUUCUGAAGGAUCAUCCAAAGGGAUACACAGUGUUGGUUGUCCCAUCGUCAUUACUCCCAAGAAUCAAGUGAAUGAAAGGGUAGCUCCUUCAACUCCAUUUCUAUACAAAGAUAAUAAACAAGUGCCCUGGAGGUAUGAUUGUCAAAUGAGAGAGGGGGCAAAACAACAAGAAGAAAUAAAUGAAGUAGGGCACUUGACCAGAAGUGGUAGGUUCUUUUUCAAAGAGCCAGAGAAGAAGAUUGCUGCUGAAAAAGGAAAGAAUGUCGAUGUUCAGAUAAAAGAAUACGAACUCAUUAUCAAUGAACUGGGGUCGAAGGAUGAAACAGCUCAUCGCAACGUCUUGAUAAAAGUUUUGGACCAGACCUUUGUCUCGAAGGAGUUACCCACAGAAAAGCUGGAGCUACUAGUUGCCAAAAUGCAGGCUGAUAACAUUGUAUCUUUUUCAAAGGAUGAGAUCCCUUCGGGGAUGAUUGACAAUCAUAAGGCUCUACACAUUACAGUUAGGUGCAAAGGGCACGUUUUAUCCAGAGUACUUAUAAGCGAUGGUUCAGCGUUAAAUGUAAUCCCCUUGGUGACUCUACAAAAGCUGCCAGUGGACAGUACCCUAAUGAGGAAUUGUCAAAGUAUGGUUCGAUCUUUUGAUGGAACAAAAAGAGAAGUGUUAGGCAAGAUUGAUAUUCCUUUAACUAUUGGUCCAGCGACAUUUAAAGUGGAGUUUCUUGCUGGGGCAGUUUCAUCAACUUUACACCAGAGGCUAAAGUUCGUAUUUGAUGGAAGAUCGUUUGACAAUGCCACGUUUGUAGCCAAAGGCAAGAAAAUCUCAGAGCCUAGAUCGUCAUACUGCACCAAAACGGGGCACAAACUGACCCUUGGAAGAGGGACCAAAGGUAGCCAAGGGCUAGGACGUCAGUUGCAAGGACCAGUUGGGCCAAAUUACCCUAUUGCUAAAAGAGACAGGUUUGGUUUAGGGUAUCAACCAACUUUGAAGGAAAAACAGAGGGGCAUCAAGAGGAAUCGGGAAUUGAGAGAGGCAAGAUUGACUGGUGAAGACCCAAGUUGGGGACCCAUGACCUUCCCGCCAUUGAGCAUCAUUUUCACAUCAGCAGGGCAUGUGUUUUAA